This is a messenger RNA of Caenorhabditis angaria, 1405 nucleotides long. The record is from the annotation of a GenBank genome assembly. Lineage: Eukaryota; Metazoa; Nematoda; Chromadorea; Rhabditida; Rhabditidae.
AUGUCUCGAGUCGGAGUUCUCGGUCAGAUGUCAGAAAUCAACGAUCAUUUGUAUUUGUCCGGAGCUGGGGUGUUGAAACCCGACAAAAUCAAACAACGCAAAAUUAACAUGAUUGUUAAUGCGACAACUGAGGAGCCAUCAACUUAUAUGCAAGGUAAAAUUAGCGGAAUUUGGAGGGAGAGGAAAGAAUCUAAAUUUUUUGGGGUUAGAUUUGGUUCAGGAUAGAGUUUUUGACGAAAAAUGAAAUUUUCAAAAAAUUUUUGAUUUUCAGGCGUCGACACGUUGAAAAUUCGCAUCGAUGAUCAUCCAUACGCGCGUCUUUCCGAACAUUUCGACACAGUCGCCGAUAAAAUUCGAUCUGUCAAGGUAAGAACUUUGAUCUUCUUUUGCAGAAUGAUAUCAUGAGAUCUAAAGUUGAAUUAUUAAUGUCAGAGAUCGUUGAAUCUUGUGAGUACGUUGGCCAAAAAAUAAUGCAAAUAAUUGCACAUUUCCUGGAAAUCUUUCUCUCUCGAGAGAAAAAAAACGAUAUGUGAAUAUUCAUGAGUUAGCAAAAAAAUGAAGUUCAGAGAGAUAAAUGUCUGAAAUAAAAAACAUGCUUUAAUUCUCAGGAACGUGGAGGUCGAACAUUGGUUCAUUGCAUGGCUGGUGUUUCACGUUCAGCAUCUCUCGUAAUGAUUUACUUGGUAAAAUAUGAACAUAUGACUUUGCGACAAGCAUAUCAUUAUGUAAAAGCAGCCCGACCAAUUAUUCGACCAAAUAUUGGAUUUUGGAAACAAAUGGUUGAUUAUGAGAAACGAUUAAGAGGAAUCACUUCUGUUAAAAUGGUUCAAACUCCAGAAAUCGAUUUGCCAAUUCCAGAUGUUUAUGCAGAGGAUUUGAGAAGAUUGGCACAACAGAGAGAAUUGAGACAUGUUCCAACUAGUAUUUCGAGUUCGAGCACUUCAGCGAGUACUUCGAUUAAGCCAAGAGCUUAUAGUGCAAGGUUAGAUAAUUUAGGUUUUCGAAAAAUUUCAUCAAAUAAUAUCAAUCAGUAUUUCUUAAUAGUCACGUCAUAAAUAAAAAAAUAUUUCAAAAUCAGAAAAAAUAAGUUAGAUUUUUUCUGAAAAUUUCAAAAGACUACAAACUUCACAAAAAUCAGCAGUCCUUCUCAGAAACCAAAAAAACCCUCCAAAUUUUCAGCACUUAUCGUUCAUCAACCUCAUCAGCUUCAUCUCUUCCAACUUCUUCUCUUCGUCGAGCCUACAGUCCACAAACCUCUUCAUCUUCUUCAGCUCUUCCAUCAUCACUUGCUCUAACUUCCUCAUAUCGUCUUUUUUCACCAGCUCCCACUCCACGUAAACCACGUCAAAGUCUUUUUUCGAUGUAUUCUACUGCGCCACGUCACACGUUUUUUAGCGCUUUCUGA